UUCUUUUUCAUAUUUUUGGUGCUGUUAAUGUUUUUGGGGUUAAGAAAUUAGGGAAAUGAAGAAAGAAAAAAAUAUUGUGCGAGACUACAGUAUUAGGGAACUUCAAUUACUGUGUUUUUAGCUACUACAGUUCAGCUCAGUUCUUGCCACUCAUAAAGCGUCGCGAGUGUCGACUUCCAUAGUAAUUGUUGAUGGAACCAAACUGGCCAACAUCUAGUGACGGUUAUGCUGCUGAUAUAUCUUCCAUCAGGCAAGCUCAAGUACGCAUUGAGCCCUUUGCGCACAAAACUCCUGUCCUCACUUCAGAAACCUUAGAUUCUAUUGCUGGAAGAAAGCUGUACUUUAAAUGUGAAUGCUUUCAGAAGGGGGGAGCUUUUAAAUUCCGGGGGGCCUGCAAUGCUAUUUAUUCACUUGAUGAUGAUCAGGCCGUUAAUGGAGUUGUAACUCAUAGCAGUGGAAAUCAUGCCGCAGCUCUUGCGUUGGCUGCAAAGCUACGGGGCAUCCCUGCAUAUAUAGUUAUACCAAAAAAUGCUCCAAAAUGCAAAGUUGAGAAUGUCAAACGUUACGGUGGUCAGGUUAUCUGGAGUGAGCCAUCGAUGCACUCCCGAGAGGAUACUGCGAACAAGGUGUUGCAAGAUACUGGUGCUGUUCUUAUACAUCCCUAUAAUGACGGGCGCAUCAUAAGUGGGCAAGGUACAAUAUCACUGGAGCUUCUGGAACAGGCUUCAGAGAUUGACACUUUAAUAGUCCCAAUUAGCGGAGGUGGUCUGAUAUCUGGAGUUGCAUUGGCUGCCAAGGCCAUUAAUCCUGCCAUUCGCAUUUUGGCUGCCGAACCAAUGGGAGCAGAUGAUGCUUUCCAGUCGAAGGUCAACGGUAGGAUCACUAAGUUAUCUGAAGUCAACACUAUUGCCGAUGGGCUUCGAGCUUUUCUUGGAGAUCUCACAUGGCCUAUUGUCCGCGAUCUCGUGGAUGACGUCAUAGUUGUUGAUGAUAAAGAGAUAAUACAGGCUAUGAGACUUUGUUAUGAAAUUCUAAAGAUUGCAGUGGAACCAAGUGGAGCUAUUGGCCUUGCUGCUGUUCUUUCUGAUAGUUUCCAGAAAAAUCCAGCCUAUAAUGAAUGCAAUCAUAUUGGCAUUGUAAUUUCUGGAGGCAAUGUUGAUCUUGGCGUGCUCUGGAAUUCCCUUGAUAAUUGAGAAACUCUGUAUUCAAGCAGAAGCGGAUUCAGAAUUUGAACUUUAUUGGUUUGAGUUUGAAAUUCAACGACAAUUCAUUUGAUUUGCUGGGUUCAAAAUCAGUUACUAUUUGUACUUAUUUAGUGAUUUUUUUAAUAUAUAUAUAUAUAUAUAAGGUUCAAUUCAAAGCUAUUGAGUUCUGAUGAACUCAUAACUUUGCACUCUACAUCCGUCCCCGGUGACAAGUGUUAUUCAAGUUAUCAUUGUUUUUGUUCUC
Molecule: messenger RNA, 1449 nt
Organism: Lycium barbarum (goji berry)
Lineage: Eukaryota; Viridiplantae; Streptophyta; Magnoliopsida; Solanales; Solanaceae
Product: serine racemase
Exons: 7
Coding region: 192-1193 (333 amino acids)
Biological process (GO): D-serine biosynthetic process; pyruvate biosynthetic process; L-serine metabolic process
Molecular function (GO): serine racemase activity; pyridoxal phosphate binding; ATP binding
Source: RefSeq, a predicted model, not a curated record